UUAGAAGAAAUGAGUCGGAGCGAGCAUUCGCUGCAGGCACUGUCUUGGAGGAAGCUGUAUUUAAGUAGAGCUAAACUUAAAGCUUCGAGCCGAACGUCAGCUCUCCUGUCAGGCUUUGCAAUGGUAGCAAUGGUGGAGGCGCAGCUGGACACAAACCACUGCCCCCCGGGGCUGCUGAUCGCUUUCAGCGCUUGCACCACGGUUCUGGUGGCCGUGCACCUGUUCGCCCUGAUGGUCAGCACCUGUAUCCUCCCCAACAUCGAGGCCAUCAGCAACGUGCACAACCUCAACUCCGUGAAGGAGUCCCCGCACGAACGCAUGCACCGGCACAUCGAGCUGGCUUGGGCUUUCUCCACGGUCAUCGGGACCCUGCUGUUCCUGGCCGAGGUGGUCCUGCUGUGCUGGGUGAAGUUCCUGCCCGUCAGACACGCGGGCACCAACGAAAACAGCACCAUCUCCGCGGGCACGGCCGCCGCCAUCACCUCCACCGCCAUCAUGGUGCCGUUCGGCCUGGUUUUCAUCGUUUUCGCCGUGCACUUCUACCGUUCCCUGGUGAGCCAUAAGACGGACAGGCAGUUCCAGGAGCUGGAGGAGCUGGAGGACCUGACCAGGCUGCAGAACGAGCUGGACCACAGAGGGGAGGCCACCAGUGUGCAACCCCCAGCCUCACAUUAUCCUUGA
Messenger RNA from Chanos chanos (milkfish), 681 nucleotides. It is a transcript of the gene orai1b, whose product is annotated as ORAI calcium release-activated calcium modulator 1b. Lineage: Eukaryota; Metazoa; Chordata; Actinopteri; Gonorynchiformes; Chanidae. The transcript is spliced from 2 exons. Gene Ontology annotation, biological process: store-operated calcium entry. Bases 10 to 681 code for a protein of 223 amino acids. The record is from RefSeq and is a predicted model, not a curated record. Gene Ontology annotation, cellular component: membrane. Gene Ontology annotation, molecular function: store-operated calcium channel activity.